Amaranthus tricolor (Joseph's coat) is the source of this 930-nucleotide messenger RNA. RefSeq lists its product as uncharacterized. The record is from RefSeq and is a predicted model, not a curated record. The transcript is spliced from 3 exons. Gene Ontology annotation, biological process: RNA modification. The coding region runs from base 1 to 930 and encodes 309 amino acids. Gene Ontology annotation, molecular function: protein binding; RNA binding. Lineage: Eukaryota; Viridiplantae; Streptophyta; Magnoliopsida; Caryophyllales; Amaranthaceae.
AUGCGACAACGUCGGUGGCUAGAGUUGAUGACAAGUUAUGAUUUGGAGUUCAUAUAUCAUGAGGGACAAGCAAAUUUAGUAGCCGAUGCGUUGAGUAGGAAGUCCAAUCACUCGUUGUCCGCCUUGGACGGAGUUGAAGAGUUGCAUCGGGAUUUUGCGAGGAUGAAUUUGGAAGUGCUGCGUAAGGGUGAAUUACAGGGAUGUCUGAAUGCUUUGUCUAUUCGACCUUCGUUCUUUGAAGAAAUUUUGAAUUCCCAAGGUAAAGACCCGAAACUGUUGAAGUUGAAGGAACAAGCUCGGGAAGGAAAAGCGGAGGGAUUCUUUAUUCAUGAAGAUGGGAGCUUAAGGUUCAAUGGUCGCUGGUGUUUACCGACACGGGAGGAAUCUUUGAAGGAACGUAUUUUGGAUGAGGCCCAUUGUACGAAAUUUUCAGUCCAUCCGAGCGGUGACAAAAUGUAUCGAGACCUUAAGUUAAUGUUUUGGUGGUCUGGGAUGAAGACGGAUAUUGCGGAUUAUGUCUCAUGUUGUUUGACUUGUCAAAAGGUUAAAAGUGAGCAUAAAAGACCAGGAGCUGAAAACCCAGUUGCUGAAUUUUCGGAACACGAGUCUGUGAUGGGGUUGAACGCACAAUCUAGUGAAUUUCAAAGUGCUUUACGAAUCUUUGAUAGGAUAAACAAGCGGCAUAUAGUUGAUUGGACUAUGAUGAUCACUUCUUGCUCGCAACAAGGUUACAGUGAGAAAGCGCUCUCAUUGCUAUCACGAAUGCUGGUCAACAAAUAUUUUCUGAACGAACAUACUAUAUGUAGUGUUUUGAAUGCAUGUGGAGAAGAAAAGGCACUGAAAUUUGGAAGACAAUUGCAUGGUAUUGCAGUUAAGAAACUGAUCAGAAACAAUGUUUAUAUUGGUAUGUUUUUGGUGAAUAGUGUUUAG